Molecule: messenger RNA, 2552 nt
Organism: Ochotona curzoniae (black-lipped pika)
Lineage: Eukaryota; Metazoa; Chordata; Mammalia; Lagomorpha; Ochotonidae
Gene: TAF9B
Product: TATA-box binding protein associated factor 9b
Exons: 7
Coding region: 45-812 (255 amino acids)
Biological process (GO): DNA-templated transcription initiation
Cellular component (GO): transcription factor TFIID complex
Molecular function (GO): protein heterodimerization activity; RNA polymerase II general transcription initiation factor activity
Source: RefSeq, a predicted model, not a curated record
ACUGCCCCAGCUCGCUCUCCCCGGAUGACGAGGCUCAGGAUAACAUGGAGUCGAGCAAGAUGGCGCCUCCUCCCAAGAACGCUCCGAGAGAUGCUUUGGUGAUGGCGCAGAUCCUGAAGGAUAUGGGAAUCACAGAGUAUGAACCACGGGUCAUAAAUCAAAUGUUGGAGUUUGCCUUCCGCUACGUGACUACAAUUCUGGAUGAUGCAAAAAUGUAUUCAAGCCAUGCUAAGAAGCCUAAUGUUGAUGCAGAUGACGUGCGACUGGCCAUCCAGUGCCGUGCUGACCAGUCUUUUACCUCUCCUCCUCCAAGAGAUUUUUUACUAGAUAUUGCAAGACAGAAAAAUCAAACCCCCUUGCCACUCAUUAAGCCAUAUGCAGGACCCAGACUGCCACCUGACAGAUACUGCUUAACAGCGCCAAACUACAGGCUGAAAUCCUUCAUCAAAAAGGGACCUAACCAAGGAAGACUAAUUCCUCGCUUAAAUGUUGGUGCUGUCAAUAACAGGCCUACCACUCCUACUCUAGCUACAGCAACCCCACAAACAGCGCCUGUUCCAAAUAAAGUUGCAGCUCCAGGAUCAGUGACAAGCCAAAGAUUCACGGUGCAGAUUCCACCUUCUCAGUCUACGCCUGUCAAACCAGUUACUCCAACAACUUCUGUUCCAAAUGUUCUGAUUAACCCUUCAAUGAUUGGGCCGAAAAAUAUUCUUAUUACUACCAACAUGGUAUCAUCACAGAACGCGGCCAACGAGUCAAACCCAUUGAAGAGAAAGCAUGAAGAUGAUGAGGACGACAAUGAUACCAUGUGAAUAGUCUAGACGCAUUUCCAAAGUGAAACAGUUUUUGAGCCUAGAAUACUGAACUAGACCAUUCUGUAUCUUAAAUUUUGUCUUAGAAAAAAUGUAGCUGCAAUAUUUUUCAUAUUAGUUCAAACUGUUGGAUUUCUUUAAUAAGAAUACAAUUCUUACUAGGCUUUAAGUACUUGUUUCUUAAUAAUUUUAUUAACAUUGAGGCCUACCAUGGCAUUUUGAGAAAUCAGAGUUUUACCACGUCACUGACAAUCUGCCUAAUCUUUAACAGCAUAACUUCUAACCCGCAUUUAAAUAUUGCCUUCUUUUAUAAGAUAAAAGUCACUUUUAUUGUUACUAGCUUUUUUGAACAAAUUUCUCAAUUUAAGAAACAUUUUUGGCUAGGACAGAUUUAGGAUUACAAAUCUAUUUUGAUUGUAUUUUAACUUGUUUCUUGGUUCUAACUUUCCACCUCAAUUCCCUUACAAGAUCCCAUCCAUUUGUUGUACCCUUACCAUAUAGGUUUUAAGUUUCUUCCUGUUGCUCUUAAAUUCAAACGGCCAUAAGUGGAAUUUUAAAAAUAUCAUUCUUGAUAAUGCAACCAUCAUUUUCAUAUUUUGAAAAUAUGUUCUACAUGCCUCAUGGUCUAUGGUUCAACUUUUACCUGAAGCUUUGCAUUUGCUUUCUGGUUUUGAAUCCAAAGCAGAGCAGUUGAACUUCGACCCUUGUGUUUUAUGCCUGUUAAGCUUUAUUCUGCUUUGACAGGUAGUUCUGGGUCAGUUACAUUUGUUCCAAUGUUCUAUUCCAAGUUGAUAAGUCUACCAUAUUUCACAUUUCCAAAAUUUAACAAAAAGAGGGUAUAGCCUAAAAUCCGCCAUGGUGAAUAUUUAAACAAGACAAAACCACUGAAGAGCAUUUUCUUCUUUUCUACCAUGCACAUACAUGCUUUCAUCACUACUGCUUGAACACUCCUAGCGGCGUAAUUCAGAUCAUACUUUCAGCUGGUCACAUGCAAGAGGGGAUCAAACCUGGGAGUAGACUCCAAUGUUUUUCCUGUCUCUGCAGCUUGAUGCAGCUUCCAUUUAGGUGUAAAAUCACAUUCCGCAUUUCCCAUUUGUCCACACCUAAAAUUCUCAACUGGGAAUGGCUGCAAAGCUUUUGACAUCAUAAGCAGCCCUUGUUUCUGUUUAAGUUCAAUAUAGAAAUGCUUUUGCAAAAUCUGAAGUAAAGUUUCACAACGUAAUUUAGAAUUUAUGGCCAAGGAUCCUGAAAACGUAAAUGGAAGUUUCAUCGUGGGGUAGUGCUUGAUAUGUCUGAGAGAAUCUCACUAGAGAGAAAUGUAUCAGCACAAUCUGAAUAUGUCUGAGUGUUCAGGAAAGAGGAUGUUGAAUUGACAAGAACCAAUCUGAUCAGCAAUAGGAGAGAAAUGCUCAUUACAUUGCACAGGAUAUCAUUUCUUGAAUGUUCUCAGGGAGGCAGCAUGUCAGAAGGCCUAGGUUCCAGUCCUGGCUCCAUCACUUACCAACUGUGUGACCUUACUUCACCUCUGAGCCUUGUUCUCUUCACUAGUAACAGGAAAAUAACACCUGUCCUGCCUACCUCACAGGGAUGUUGUGAGGUGUCAUUUGUACACAUUCUUGCAAAGUUGUAAAAUGCUAGAUACCUAUAUGGGAUUAUUACUAUUAUAUUUGUUCUAAGAUUAUUAAUAAAACUUUGAGCAAUUGGUGAUCUUUCAUUUAUGACUGACUGAAGGGAGUCAAG